AUGGCAGAAGAAGACCGAAUGGAUGUAGAUGAUGCUGAAUCAGUCAAUGAAGUGUCAAAAACAAAUAAACCAAAAUUCGAAGUAAAGAAAUGGACAGCAGUUGCCUUUUGGUCGUGGGAUAUACAGAUUGAAAAUUGUGCCAUCUGCAGAAACCACUUGAUGGAACCAUGUAUUGAAUGUCAACCGAACUCAAUGGCAAAUGGUGGAGAAGAGUGUAUCGCGGCUUGGGGAAUGUGCAACCAUGCAUUCCACUUACAUUGCAUAAAGAGAUGGCUAAAAACUAGAAAUGCAUGUCCGUUGGAUAACACCGAGUGGGUAUAUCAAAAAUUUGGCAAAUAG
Lodderomyces theae is the source of this 339-nucleotide messenger RNA. It is a transcript of the gene HRT1, whose product is annotated as SCF ubiquitin ligase complex subunit. Gene Ontology annotation, molecular function: ubiquitin protein ligase activity; zinc ion binding; cullin family protein binding. Bases 1 to 339 code for a protein of 112 amino acids. Gene Ontology annotation, biological process: ubiquitin-dependent protein catabolic process; protein ubiquitination. The transcript has 3 exons. Gene Ontology annotation, cellular component: cullin-RING ubiquitin ligase complex; nucleus. Lineage: Eukaryota; Fungi; Ascomycota; Pichiomycetes; Serinales; Debaryomycetaceae. The record is from RefSeq and is a predicted model, not a curated record.